Molecule: messenger RNA, 1148 nt
Organism: Tachysurus vachellii
Lineage: Eukaryota; Metazoa; Chordata; Actinopteri; Siluriformes; Bagridae
Gene: asb11
Product: ankyrin repeat and SOCS box containing 11
Exons: 7
Coding region: 119-1000 (293 amino acids)
Biological process (GO): protein ubiquitination; positive regulation of protein catabolic process
Molecular function (GO): protein binding
Source: RefSeq, a predicted model, not a curated record
GUGUGUUAUUGUGAAGGCCAUAUAAUGUUGGCAAACACUCUCUCACCAAACUGAACAGAUUAGUCCUUAAUUUCUGGAAGAAACAACUUGUCGUGAGUCUUUUUAAAAAGUUUGGAAGAUGGCUGCUGCUCAUGCAGAGGUGUGUGUUUGGAAUGAAAACUGGCAGCAAGUCUUUCAGGUUUAUGGAGGACGGGUGUGUAACACGCUCAUGGAAGGUUCAGGGUCAGACCAAACUCCUCUCCACGAUGCAGCUUUGCACGGCCGUCUCCUUACACUUAAAAAGCUCUUGUCUCAGGGGAUACCUGUUGAUAUGGCCACUCUGGAUGGGAUCACUCCAUUACAUGAGGCUUGUGUAGGGGGACAUUUUGCCUGUGCUAAACUGCUGCUGGAACAGGGAGCUGAUGCUAAUGCUGUAUCUUUCAGUGGAGCCACACCGCUCUUUAAUGCAUGCUUCAGUGGUAACACUGCCCUUCUCAGACUCCUACUAGAGUAUAGCUCUGUCCAUCACCCAGCUCACCUGCGGAAUUCACCUAUCCAUACUGCUGCAAAACAAGGUCACACGGCUUGUGUAGAGUUGCUGCUGUCUUAUGGGAUGGAUGCUGAUAUGGAGUUGGAAGAAGUAGGCACACCUCUUUACUGUGCAUGUGAAGCCAGGAGCACAGGGUGUGCACAGAAACUUCUAAUAUUGGGUGCAGAUGUGCAUUGUGGACGAGGCCUUGACACACCACUGCACGCUGCGGUUCGUUUUGGUGGAGCCAAGGAGGUGGCACUGUUGCUGGAACAUGGGGCUGAUGGGAAAUGCAGGAAUUCAGAAGGCAAGACACCUCUGGACCUGGCUACAGAUGACAGCAUCCAGCAUCUACUGCAGACAGCAGGUCCACGGUCUCUGUCACAGAUGAGUCGGUUGUGCAUACGUCGUUCCUUGGGACAAAAAAGAUUGAACAGAGCUGGAAUUCUUCAAUUACCACACAUUUUACACAGUUAUAUUCUGUAUCAAUAACACACACACACAAACAAACAAACAAACACACACACACUUUAUGUUUAUUGCACCAGCUCCACAGAUUAGACAGUUUUAUACACAUGGACAAAGCUUUCUGAAUAUGGACAUAUGGCUUCAAACAAAUAAAUGCUUUAUAUUCAACUAA